Molecule: messenger RNA, 2263 nt
Organism: Melanotaenia boesemani (Boeseman's rainbowfish)
Lineage: Eukaryota; Metazoa; Chordata; Actinopteri; Atheriniformes; Melanotaeniidae
Exons: 4
Coding region: 617-2224 (535 amino acids)
Source: RefSeq, a predicted model, not a curated record
CGUUGCAGGUCAAAGACAGCUGUACUUUUUACCCUGAUCUGUACAGUGAUGCAAUUAAACAUGCAGUGAAAGAGUUCAGAUUUUCAGAACACAAUACUAGUGUUUCCACCGAGAUACAUUAUAAAGGAACACUGUAUAAAAAAGGGCAUUUCCUUUUGUCUAAAAAUGAAGAGUCAGUGGAGUUUGGAGAACUUGUCAUAAUUUUAAUUCAACAUGAUACAACUGUGUAUUUUGUGAUGGAUACCCAUGAAGCUGACUAUCAUUCUGAAUACCAUCUCUAUUCAGUGACAAAGCAGAACACAAGGUUACUGUGUCUUAACAUCAAUGACUUGGUAGAUUUUUAUCCAUUAAUGCCAUACAUUUUAAAUGGGCAACAGUUUAUUCCUCUGAAGCACAGUGUGUUGUCAAAAUGAAUACCAUUUUGACCACUGUGAUAUAACACUGACAAGUUUGUAGGCUUUAGUAAAACAAAACGUACAUAACAAAGAUAAGUGCUUACAUUAUACACUAAGCAGAAGUGUCUUCUGUCUAUACACAGAUAACCAAAUGUUUUACUACUUUAGUCCUUUUUAUUUGUAAUCUUGAAAACCGGUGUCAUGCUUUCUUGAUUUCAGAAAUGGCUGACUUUGAGCAAACAUUUCUACGUACUGCCAUCAAUGAGGUCUUACCUGACCUUCCAGAGAUGUCAAAAGACAUUAUAGAAGAGACUUUGCAGUCUCUUGGGGUGGAGACAUAUGAUGAUUUUCAGUUUAUUGUGGAGGACGACUUGCUGUCAGCGUUGAGGCCAGUUCAAGCCAGGAAAGUACUUGCUGCAUGGAAACUAAGAUAUCAAUCUUCUGUGUUUUUUGCAGGCCAGACUCCUGACACCAGUAGGUCAUCUGUAGAUUCCUCACCAGAACCUCCUUCAUCGCUGCAAUCUCCUUCACCCCAAAGCUCAUCAUCAUCCUCCUCCAACAGCAAAUGUUCUCCUGGAAUAGAGUGUGCUGAUAACUUUCUCAUACCAUGGGAUAAGUUUUCAGAGGAACUGAUGCAGUCAUUGGAGAGAGGAAAACGACCUAGUCCACGAAUGAGAAGGGAAAUGGUUAGGAUUGUGGUGCGUGAGAUGAUGAACAAAAGUUCUAGCAUAAGUAAAAGGAGCUGCACAGAAGUUGCCAGGAAGAUGGUGGCAAAGUAUCCAAAAUCUCUCCAAGAUGUCAUAGAGGGAGAUGUCAUCGGAUUGGGUUAUCACUCUUUAGUGAAGCAAUUGCAAUACAGGUUGGAGAAUGUGAAGAGGUCUAUGACUCCAAAAAUAAGAAAGCGAAAGCGUCACUCUGGGUCUGACACAGAGGAAAUCCCUCCUGAGCAGAGAGCAGCAAUCCAGGACACUUAUGGAUGCAUCAAGUGGGAUCUUAAAUUUCUGCCCCUUGGAGAGACCCCAGAGAGCCAGCAAGACAAGAAAGAAAAACUGAAGAUGCUGUCUCAGCAAACCAAUGUAAAUCUAGAGGAGGUCAAACAACUGAUGAAGAAGACUUUCUACUCACAGCGGAAAGACAUCAAUCAGGGGAAAGACAUCAAGCAUGUCCUGAAGGAGUGGCCAUUUUGGUUUAAAGAUAUUGGCAUUGGAGUCCAUUUUAAGGAACUUACUGGAAUUGAACUCAAAGAAAAGUUCACACAGAAUUUGGAUCUGAAGGGGAAACGGCUCCUGAGCUACAUGAAUACUGUUUGUAUACAGAAGAGCAAGAAGUUCCUACAGGCUCUUACACAGUUGAAGGUAAAGAGGGGGGAGCUGAGUGGGUGCUCUGAAGACAUUAAAGAGAUGGUGCUGCUUCUGCUGUACUACUUUGAUGAGAAGGAAGAGGCGAUGUUCUGUUUCGUGGAGGACACGUGCCUUGCAGGAGAAGUACAGAUGAAUCAAGUUCCAUUGACUCCCACCAUUGUUGUAUGUGGACGCUCCUGCUUUUCUGCAAGAAGGUUCAUGUUAAGUGUGGAUCAAAGCAUUGUACAUGACAACAUCCUUUCCUUCACAUCUGCCCUUUGCUUGAUGUUUGCCAGCUAUUAUUGCUUCAACAUCCAUUACCCAUCGGACUUGGCAUCAACCCUGGAGUUUCUGCAGAGGUGUUUUUUCUCCAUCAACCCAGAGAAGGGCACUAAAGUAGAGAAGACGCGUACCUCCCGACUUCAUGUGAACCCCAGAGUCCUCACCUUGAUUCAGGAGCUUUCAGAUUAUGAGUGGCGUGAUGUUUAGAUAUGGACUAAGAUCAGUAAGUUUUGUUCAAAUGUGAAC